Messenger RNA from Poecilia latipinna (sailfin molly), 5089 nucleotides. RefSeq names its product calmodulin-regulated spectrin-associated protein 1-B-like. Lineage: Eukaryota; Metazoa; Chordata; Actinopteri; Cyprinodontiformes; Poeciliidae. Gene Ontology annotation, cellular component: microtubule minus-end. Gene Ontology annotation, molecular function: microtubule minus-end binding; calmodulin binding; spectrin binding. Gene Ontology annotation, biological process: cytoplasmic microtubule organization; neuron projection development; negative regulation of microtubule depolymerization. The record is from RefSeq and is a predicted model, not a curated record.
CAAAAUUGACCUUCAGAUUAAUUGAGACCAAAGUACCAGACUGAAGACUUUUGUCAUCCAGUAGAAAGAGAGAAAAAAGAAAAACGAUAAUUCAUGCAAAUGGAAAUAAUUGAGCUUGUUUUAUCAUGUAAUUAAUUGAUCUACUGCUUAUUGCGACAGACCUAGUCAGCAGUGUAAUGUUUUCAAAAUACAUCAUUAAACUGAUCAGCUGAAGGGUAAUAAAGUAAAUCCCCCACUCGGUCAAAGUCCUGGGGGGAACCUUGACCUGCUGCCUUCAUUAGUUUGAGCAUUAACUGAAGGAGAACCUUCAAGGUUAAUGUGCUUUGAAGAACGCAUUUCAGUAUUAAUUGGAAAAUUGAUUUAUAGCUGGGGAACCGUGUUGUUGCUUGAGGGAUGUUUCAUGAUGACAUUCUUAUCCUCAUGAAACCCCGAUGGUCUCCCCCUGCUGGUUAGGUCCGGUAUCGUCGAGAGCACGCAUCAGGUCGCCAGCUGCCCUUCUUCCCGCUGCUGGAAGACCUCAUGAGGGACGUUUGUGACGGCGGCGCGCUGCUCACCGUGGUCCACUACUACUGCCCUGAUAUCAUGAAGCUGGAGGAUAUUUGCCUGAAGGAAGUCCCUUCCAUCGCUGAUAGUCUGUACAACAUCCAGCUGCUGAGAGAAUUUGCCAGUGAAUAUCUGAAUAAAAGCUGCUAUCUGACAAUGGAGGACAUGCUCUACUCACCGCUUGUUCUCAAGCACAACGUUAUGGUGUUCAUUGCUGAGCUGUUCUGGUGGUUUGAGACGGUCAAGCCAGAGUUCGUCCAACCCAGAGACCUUCAAGAGUUUAAAGAUGCUCGAGCCAUAGCUCAUCCCAAGAGUGCCCGGCCAUCAGUGCCCAUCUCCAACGCCACCAAGCGCAGCUUUCUGACUAGUCCUGGCGUGGCAGAUAACCAGAGCAACCCCGAAGUCUGUAACAGGUACUUCCUGCACCCCGAAGGCUCUGACCCUCUUAAGGGCGGUCCGGCCUUCAGUCCCUCUCAUCCACUGCUUCCUCUUAGACAGAGGCAACAAAAACAGCAAGGGGACGACGGCGGAGGCUUGAGAAACCGUUCGAACUCUCUCAGUCAGAUGGAUGGACAACAACUCAGAGGCUCUGCUGCAGCGUGGCCCGACAAAAGGCAAAGACCCCUGUCCACGCUGAGCCCCUUCAUGCUGCAUUCUGCCACCGACAGCGACGCUGACAUUGCCUCUGGCGACAGCGUGAGUCUGGCUCGCUCCAUUAGCAAGGACAGCCUGGCGUCCAACGUCACCAACGUCACUCCUAAACAUCAGACCGCCGUCCACCAGUCGUCUGCCAUGCGAAGAGUCAACGGCCACAAUCUACUGAGUCAUGUCAACAUGGAGGACGGGGAAGAAACUCCCGCCGACGCUACUGUCAUCCCAAAACGAUCCGACGGGCCUGCUGCGUCAGCCACAGCCAUACCUAGACCUUCCUCCGACUCCACUCCUGACGCCGACGGCUUUUACCUUGAACCACUGAUGCCUGCUGUUCUGAAAACGGCUAAAGAGAAAUCUGUAUGUCUGAACAAAGAGGAGGAGAGCGGGGAGGGGCCCCGCUCGGCAGGUAGGGGUUCCUUACGCCGUGGAGAUGGGUCUUCAGCUGCCGUUCGCAGAAAAGCGCCUUCUGAUCUCAACCAGACGUUUCCCGCUCCAGGCGAAGAGGAACGCUUGACGGACGAGCGGCAGCAGGCGGAUUUCAGAGCGGUCAUAACCAGGGAGCCAGCUGAAGGUUUCUACCACUCGGACUCUGCCCAGCCAAAGUGCGUCCACGGUCCGGAGGCAGAGCUGGAGGACCUGGAUGAGGAAGAGGAGGAUCUGGACGAAGCUCUGACCACUAAAGACUCGAGGAAAGGUUACGGCGAAGCAGACGAAGAGGAGUCAGCCAAGCUCCAGGAGGACAUGAAUGUCAAAGAGCACGAAGACAAAGACUUUAAUGGCGCCAGCGGCCGCUCCAGCCCCUGCCUCAGCACACACUCCCAAGCUAGCAGCAUGGCCAGCGGCAGCGUGCGCAUGACCUCCUUCGCUGAGCGAAAAGCGCAGCAGCAGCGCUUCGGCAGCAACCACGACCUGCGCUCCAGCGCCUCCAGCUCCCAGAGGACGACCCCGGACGGGUCGGAGAGCAGCGGACCCCUGUCGUCGUCUUGGAGACUGAAGAGAGAUCAGAGCACUUCCUCCCCCUUGGGAGGGUGCAAUCGUCCAGGUGACGGUGGCACCAACGUGCUGGCGUCUGAAAUCGUUCAGCUCCGGAUGCAGCUGGAGGAGAAGCGGCGAGCCAUUGAGCACCAGAAGAAGAAGAUGGAGGUGCUGGCGGCGAGGCAGAGACAGAAGCUGGGCAAAGCGGCGUUUCUGCACAUCGUUAAGAAAGGAGGCGGACGGAGCGACACGCUGCCCAGCUCACUCAAAGCAGACAUCUCUAAAGACGAUCUCAACGGGGAGAAGGGACCCUUAAGCAAAGACGAUAUGUGUGUCGACACCCUACGGGGGCAGAAGGAGGCAGAGGGGAUGGGUGCCUUGGAAGCAGACAAGAAGGGGAACGGCGGGAGCUUUUAUCUCGACGAGGAACUGGACCUGAACGAGUGCAGCCGCUCCAUCGAGCUGCUGAACGAAGCCAUCGGCAGCAUCCAGCAGCAGAUGAUGCAACUGUCGCUGCAGCAGGAGAUGCUGAUGAAACAGAAUGUGCAAUCCCCACCCUGCGCGACGCCGCCUCCUCCACACGCAGGAGACAAAAACGGUGACUCGAAGACGGGAGGCUUUCACUUCGUGGAGCACCUCUCUGGGUCGGGCAGCGCCCCCACCAGGAAGCCGCCCAAGCUGAGCUCAGGCCGGAGCUCCAGGUCCAAGCCGUCCGAGCUGAAACUGGCGAAGGAGCAGAGCCGACCGGCCUCCAGGGCUCUCACCCCGACCCAGGGCGGGUCAGAAACCUUAGCAAGCCCACGGCAGUUAUCUGGAGGCAGGUCCCCCAGAUGCGAUCGAAACCCCACCGCCGCGGAGAUGAUGGACCGACCGGGAUCUGGGCAUGUCAGAAGUGCCACCUUCCGCCUUCAGGACGAGGCUAACAUGCGCCUGCCAACCCGCGUGGACCUAGCAUGCGUGCCUGCACCAGAACCGCUUGGCGAGUCUGGGUCCAGCACGCAGGUAGAGGGUGACGUCAGUUCCUCAGAGAAGGAAGGACUCCUGUCAGAAGAGGCACAGCGAAGCAAAACCCACCUGAUUGAGGUGGAUCUGUCCGAGCUGAAGGCCCCAGAGGAAGAGGAGGGCACCGAGGACGCCGCGGCAGAGAAAGGCGAUGGAGAGCAGAAGUCAGUGAUGGGCUUCUUCUUCAAGGAUGAGCAGAAAGCUGAGGAUGAACUUGCGAAGAAGAGGGCAGCAUUCCUGCUGAAACAACAGAAGAAAGCCGAGGAGGCUCGUAUUCGCAAACAACAGCUAGAAGCUGAAUCCGAACUGAAACGAGAUGAAGCCAGGCGAAAAGCGGAGGAGGACCGCUUGCGUAAAGAGGAGGAGAAGACGCGGCGGGAGCUGAUAAAGCAGGAGUAUCUUCGGCGGAAGCAGCAGGAGAUGUUUGAGGAGCAAGGCCUGGUGAAGCCCAAAACGCCCAAACCCAAGCAGAAACACAAACACAAGGCGGUUAUCAGAGAGGAAUCUGCCACUGAUGAUUUCUCCAAGUGCUCUUCCACACCAGACAACCUGAGCAACGCCCAGUCAGGCUCCAAUCUGUCUCUGGCCUCUGCAGCGACAAACGAGGCCGACAGCGUCAACUCCGGAGGGGCCGGCUCCCAGCGCUGUGACUCUGUGGAGUCGUUUCCAGGCAGUCGCAACAACAGCCGAGCCGCAGAGAGAGACUGGGACAACGGCUCCACCGCGUCCUCCAUCACUUCCAUGGCUGAAUACACUGGCCCUAAACUUUUCAAAGAGCCCAGUGCCAAGUCAAAUAAGCCCAUCAUACACAAUGCAAUCUCUCAUUGCUGCCUGGCGGGGAAAGUCAACGAACCCCAGAAGAACCAGAUCCUGGAGGAGCUGGAGAAGUGUGAAUCCAACCACCUGAUGAUCCUGUUUCGUGAUGGCGGCUGCCAGUUCCGGGCACUCUACACCUACUUCCCUGACACGGAAGAGAUCCAUAAGCUGACGGGCACCGGACCCAAGAGCAUCAGCAAGAAGAUGAUCGACAAGCUGUACAAGUACAGCUCGGACCGCAAACAGUUCACCGUCAUCCCUGCCAAGACUGUGUCGGUGAGCGUGGACGCUCUGACCAUCCACAACCACCUGUGGCAGGCCAAGAGAAGCGCUGUGCCAAAGAAAACGGGGAAGUAGCAGACCGCUUUCAGAUCUGCGCCGUCUUAUCUCGCCGCCCAGCUUGGCCUGGAAACCUACUUGGGAGGAUUCACGUCUAGGUGGAGGGACUGGUGAAUCAUCUCCUCCUCCUCCCUGUGAUAUCGGUGUGAUUGCUUCAGGUUUAUUUUAGUUAUUUUGAAGCAAGCAUGUGGCAUUGUUUCUCUAAUAUGUAGAGAACGUCCAUUUUUACAUGGAGUAUUUAUUAGUUCAGCACUGUCGUGGUUGAAAGCUCGGCCGCAGCACUAAAACCCCUUCUCCUUCGGAUAGAUGUAGGCAUGAAGGUGGAGAGACGUUUGUUUUACCUGUUUAGGAUCAUCGGACCACUCCGUCAAUCUGUUUCCAUGUUGACUGUCAAAUCAGGCUGGCAUCGCCGACUUCUGCCUCACCACCGAUGUCCAGAAUCCUGCUGCUCUGAACUUUUUUUUCUUCUUUUCGUCAGGAUGGAGGAAUCUCCAGACAUCCUUUUGCCUUCUCUCACGCAUCGUGGUACUAUCAUCCAUUUAUUCAGCCGCUUUUUAAACUAGACGCUGAUCGUGUAGCACCGGGUAGGUGUGUUGCAAAAAAGGGAAAAAACUGAUCAUUUUAUCUACAUUUUUAUUUGUUGAAACAUCCCUUUUUUUUCCCCUUGAGGAGUUUUAGAAAAACGGGGAAACUACAGGCCUUGGUACAACAGUUUUUGUUUCGUUUUAGCUUUAUUAAAUCAUUUUUAUUGAAGCGAUGU